This is a messenger RNA of Ambispora gerdemannii, 549 nucleotides long. The record is from the annotation of a GenBank genome assembly. NCBI's taxonomy places the organism in Eukaryota, Fungi, Glomeromycota, Glomeromycetes, Archaeosporales, Ambisporaceae.
AUGACAAGCCCACUCAAAUUUUUCCUUCGAAAAGUGCAAGUAAUAAACGUCAAACUACUUGCAUGCAGGGCUGGUGUAGGUAAACAGAAAUUGGUAGCUAAUGUUAAAUGCCAUAAAAGUUAUUUGACUGGUAUUCCCGUCUGUUUAGCAUCAUCGGAACUUCCUCCCUUUCUUCAAGAUCCUAAGAUUGCUACCCUCACCCUUCGUGUCACGAAGAAGAACAUGCCAGCACUCAUAAUUCAAUGGAACGACGGGGGCUUUAACGAUGUUCCGACCGUCCCCUUCUGCCGAAACGGAGUUCCGGGACAAACAAAAUUAGCCCUCAUUGCGAUCUUAGUGGCGAAUGGGGCGGUGAACCACAGUAAUACAGUAUUCACAUUUCCAAAUGGUCAAGCAUUGAGCACAUGCGAACAAGCAAUUCCUGCAUGGGCUCGCCACCAGGCUGGCGUCCCGGACGUCGCUUUUUCAGUGCAAAGACUUACCACGUAUACUCUGAAAGACCAAAUUGAUAUUGAAGCGUGCCCUUUUAUAUUUAAUCAAAACAGAUAG